AUGGCCUCUCAGCAAGUGAUCACAGUCCAGCCCCAGUGUUCAAUGGCCCCACGGGCAGGAGAGUGGCAGUCAGGGCUGACGGACUGCUGCUCUGACUGUAACAUCUGUCUUUGUGGAACCUUCUGCUUCCCCUGCCUGGGGUGCCAAGUGGCUGAGGACAUGGAUGAGUGCUGCCUGUGUGGCCCCAGCGUGGCCAUGAGGACCCUCUACCGCACCAGAUACAACAUCCCGGGCUCCAUUCUGGGUGACUUUGCCUCCACCGUGUUCUGCCCCGCAUGUGCUCUCUGCCAGCUGAAGAGAGACAUCAACCAGAGGAAGGAGCUGGGCAUAUUCUGGUAA
This is a messenger RNA of Nestor notabilis (Kea), 339 nucleotides long. Its product is annotated as placenta-specific gene 8 protein-like. The transcript has 3 exons. The record is from RefSeq and is a predicted model, not a curated record. Gene Ontology annotation, biological process: positive regulation of transcription by RNA polymerase II. Lineage: Eukaryota; Metazoa; Chordata; Aves; Psittaciformes; Psittacidae. Bases 1 to 339 code for a protein of 112 amino acids.